CGUCAAGGUAAAGUAUGUUGUGAACUUAGUAACGAACAAGCGGUUGAGUUGCCGGCUGUCGCCGUCACAUGCAGCCAGUUAUCCCGUCGACGUUAGGCGGUGCGUCGUUUAUACGUAAGACGUGUCGUUCAAACCGCUGUUUCGUCUUUGUUUUCCUCUAUCGCCUUCUUAUUCUACUCAUAAUCAGCUGGAAUCGAGCAACAGAAAUUUGGUUAUCGUCAUGACAUGUAUCGGUACGCGUUGGCAGUGGCGUAGUUGCGGUCGAAACAGAACGGAGCAAAGCCGUGUAGGCGCAUCGUUAUGAAAGGGACCAGUCGUCCAUGAACACAAACGGAACGUACUAUCUUGACGUUACACAUGUUGCAUUGAAAGGAUCGGUGAACUCUGGUUGCUGAACGUGCAUAUAGUUAAACAACGUCAUCGAAAGUUAUUAAUUGUUGGAAAGCGUUGUGCGCGGAGUAAAAUGAGGUAAGAGGUAAUAGAAAAAUUUACUCUGCUAACCAAUACGAAAUAGAUUCGGGGAAUAAAAGGUGGACGCAUCGUUCGAGGGUCGUGUUUGCUCGUGUUGUGUUGUCAAAACUACAUAUGGGUGCGCGUAAGGAACGAGGAAAUUCAAUGUAUCGGUGAAAAUUGGGGAGGAUCGCUGGUAGUACGUAGUGACAAAGAGGGUGCUUUGGUGUCAAUAACUGUGAAUAGCAGGGCGAUCCUCCUAUCACUCCUAUCGUUGUUCCGGUGGAAGGUGGAAGAAAAAGAGAAAGAGAGAGGGAGAGAGAGGAGUACGUUCGAUUGGUAUACCUUCGUUGGCACAGCGUGCCGGCGUUUUGGAGUACUCGUAGCCGUGGACGCGGCUACGUAGCUAUCCUAUACCUACCCUAUAAACCGCGCGAGGGAACCUAGUACGUGAAUGUGUUGGAAGCGGUGGCCACGUCUUCGUCGUCGUCGUCGUCGUUGUGAUCGCCGUGAAAACGGUGUUACACCGCGGGAAUUGCCGAAAACACAUCAUCGAUGGCCCGCGCGAUUUUUCCGCGCACUUGGUAUCCGUGAUCGCGGCACGGCGAGAACCUCGUCAAGGAUGCCGCGGAUACCGUUUAUUAGAUAUCCACGAAGGAUGGCGGGCUUUGAGAUCGUCGCUCGGAUCGAUAGGUACGAAAGGAUCGAAUAAUCACGGAGGAAACAAGAGAAAGAGACAGACAGAUAGAGAGAGGGAGAGAGAGAGAGAAAGAAAAAAGACAAAGUGGUGAGGUGAGUCAGGAGACCUUUCCCUAUCCGGAGGUUAGGCCUCCGAGUAUCAAGGAUCCUUAUUCGAAGAUGAACUCCAUGAUAUAUACCUUGUACGGCUUCGCUAUAUUUUUCAUGAUAUUCUGGUCGGUAAUGUGGAUCGUUCAUGUACUGGCACUGAUAGCCGGUCACUGGAAGCUGCACCGUAAAGUCACUCAAGUACCAACCUACGAAACGCCCCUACCCGGUGUGUCGAUCAUAAAGCCCCUUAUGGGCGUUGAUCCGAAUUUGUUCAGCAAUUUAGAGACAUUCUUUACGAUGCAAUAUCCCCGUUACGAGUUACUGUUCUGCGUGGAAGACGACUCGGAUCCGGUGUUGAUGUUAGUACGUAAACUGAUCGAAAAGUAUCCAGAGGUGGAUGCGAGACUUUUCAUCGGCGGUUGCAACGUGGGCGUGAAUCCAAAGAUCAACAAUAUGCAACCAGCGUACGAGGCGGCUAAACAUGAGUAUGUACUGAUUAGUGACAGUGGUAUCAAGAUGAAGGAGGACACGCUGUUGGACAUGGUUAAUUACAUGACCGACAAUGUUGCGUUAGUGCAUCAGAUGCCGUUUACCUGUGAUCGCGAAGGUUUUGCCGCGGCAUACGAGAAAAUCUUCUUCGGUACUGUACAGUCGCGUAUGUACCUAGCCGCUGAUUUACUUAGGAUCAAUUGUCACACAGGGAUGUCAGCGUUGCUGAGGAAAGCGCCCCUCGAUGAGGUCGGCGGUUUAAAGACGUUCGGUGUGUAUUUAGCCGAAGAUUUUUUCUACGCAAAGUCAUUGACCGACCGUGGUUGGCGAAUCACUGUGUCCUCGCAGCCGGCGUUGCAGAAUAGCGGUCACUGCGAGUUGCAUUCGUUCCAGGCGAGAUUACGGAGGUGGGCGAAGCUCAGGGUAGCUAUGUUGCCUACCACGAUCGUUCUCGAACCGCUUAGCGAGUGUUUAGUGUUAGGUGCCUGUGCUUCCUGGGCGGCCAGCGUACUCUUCGAGUGGGACUCUCUUGUUUUCUAUUUGGUACACAUACUAUUGUGGUUCAUGUUUGACUGGACGCUAUUGAGCGUCGUCCAGAAUGGUCCGUUGCCGUUCAACAAGUUAGAAUUCGUAUGCGGAUGGUUACUCAGCGAGAUCACAAGGCCUUAUCUUUUCCUUCAGGCAGUUCUAGAUCCUCUGAUACAGUGGCGGUCGCGUGUCUACAAACUCAGGUGGGGUGGAGUCGCGGAAGAGGUUAAGGCAAAAGUCAAAUAUUAAAUUGCACUAUGAAACCAGCGGUUUUACUUUUUCCUCCUUUUUUUUUUUUCGUUUUUUUCCUUUACUUCUGUCUCUUCCUCUUUCUUUGAUACGUACGCAGGGUAUUCCAGUUUUCUUCGACCAAAUCUUGUCAGGAUAUUCUAUGAUCAUAGGUAAAUACAAAGAGAAUGAUACCAAUCUUACGAUUACUAUGCUAUAAGACGAAAAUAGAUUCGCCAUCAAUAUACAAUGCAAAGUUCAUUUUCACUAUAUUAUUUACUCGAUGUAUAUACAUAACUUUUUUUUCAAAGUUACCUAGAUAUAAAAGUUUAGGGCGAUUUCAUCGGAGGCCUAACCAUCGUUCUCUUCGUAUUUCUCUUUUGUUAUAACUUUUUAAUAAAGCUUUGAACAAUUAUAUUAUAAAAUCGGUAUACGUUUACACAAAGUCUUUUCCUUAUUUAUACCCGUAAAACAUCCUGAAAAUAUUUAGCCCGAAAAGACUGGUACAUCCUAUAUACACGUAGGGAUUAAUAUGCACACAUUGAGCUAGAAGCGUGGAUGUUUUGUAAUAUCCGAUAUAUUAUACUAUUACGCAUGUAGUUCUUAUUAUACUUGAAUUGCGUUAUACCGUGGAAAAAAUAUACGCCGUAUAUACACGAUAUUUACUAAAUAGGGAUGUCUACGCAUCGUGUGUACAUGUACACGUAUAUACGUAUGUGAUUCGCUUACGUAAAACAAUAAUCGCGACACGCAUGUAUGCACGUGUGCCAUCAUUUUUCAACUAUUCAGCAUAUCAUCUCCGCCAGCUCGUUGGUACGCUCAUUUCAUGUGCAAUGUUUACAGAAAAAGGAAGAAAGGUAUAAUAUAAAAAAAGAAGCAUCUAUGAUAGGUUAUAUUAGAAAGAGAAAACACGUAGUAAAUAAUCGAUGUAUAUGUAGCUUUUCCUCUUUUUUCUUUUUUUUUUUUUUUAAUCCUCGUCCGGAACGAGGUCGCCUUAAGUCGUUAUUGUAGUAUAUUCGGCGCGAAAUUAUUCAUACGUUUUAAGGGAACGAUUCCUGUAAAAAGCCAUGGUUGCGCUGGCUUCGCGAUCAAUUUAACAUCUUAUCGACGUAGUUGAUGAUUUAUUCUCGAAAUAUCUUUCACGCGUUGUUGUAACUAAUUGGUAAGGUUAAUGUUGUUUUGAUUUUUAAGUAAAUAUUUAUUUUUAACAUUAAAAAGUAUUUAACAAAGGAUUAUAUGAUUAAGCGAAGCAUUCGGCUAUGGAAAAAGAAUUUUUUACGGGUUUGAUGAUAAUAAUAAUUCGCUGCUAGUACUAUAGUGUUUCUUUCCGACGUCUCCGUGUCGGUAAACUGGGAAGAAGUAGAAUCAAAUAAAAAUAUACAUACGUUUAGCAGAAACGAUUAAUUAACGCGUUAUAGACGGUGCAUAUGUAAUAAUUGUACAUAACAAAGAAGCACAUUUUUGGGUAUCAAAGUGCUUAACCGUAUCUUAUAUUCUUUUCCCUUUUUUCUUUUCUUUUUAAAUUAUAAUCUUUUGCUGAACUUUUUGUUUUAUUACGCAAGAUAUUAAUUCUAACAAAAUUUCGAUAAAUCGCUAGAAUGGAAUAAAUGCGAUUAUGUAAAUGUUCAUUUAUUUGAUAUGUACCUUUUUUCGUUUCAUUCGUUUAAUACGCAACGCGUAUACGUACAUGCAUAUUUUCAAUUAGAACUAAUUGUUAUUGUAAAAAUCGUACUCGUGAAAGCAAGUAUCUUCGCGUCGAGUAAUCGAAACAAAUUGAUUGUGUUACGUAAUGUUCAACGUACUGACACGAUUUUGCUUUCUAUUGAUGCGUAUUUCUUUCUUCAACGUCUAGUAAAGUUUGAAUUCAAUUUCAUCUGUCCGUGCUAUUAUCGAAACACGUUCAUAUUUCGAACAAAAGAUAUCGGACGGUUAAUUACGGUAUCUCCCCCCAAAAUAAGAAGAUUAAAAAGUAUUAAUAGCUAUUAAGAAGAUUAUCAAGUAUUCAAAAUAAAUUCGGAUUUAUCUAAAUCUAAAUACUUGUCUGCUUCUCGCAAGGUGUCGAGAAAAAAGAAAUCGCACCAUGUCGCUUAAUUGUAUUUUUCUACGAAAGAAUUAAUGUUUUCUACGCGGUACUUGUCUCGCUUAAUCGCUUAUUAAGACUAAUUAAGGGCAUCUGGACGAUGCAUCUUUGGUGAUUAACUUUUCUUUGAAAGUUUCCUACAAAAUUUAAUCCCUUGUAAUUAACUAAUCCUUAAUGCUCAAAAUUAUCGCCAACCACGAUAAUGAUUUAGAUUUUAGUUAGAUCGAUCGAACGUUAUUAUAUAAAGAGAAAAACGCUCGUGUAGUUUGUAGAUUAUCGAAUGACAGGCAUCCCAAAAGUUGUGUCGUUUCUUGACGCUAACCUUAAGCUUAUAAUAAUAAUAUUUACGUUGGUAAUUAUUUUCAAGUGCUGCAACUUCACCGAUUUCGAUGAUUUUUUAAUAUGUUGUACAAAUUAACAUUUUCAACAACCUUUUCCUACCGCAUAACCUUAAUUGUCCGAGAUUCACAAAAAUGUGUCGGUACCAGUGAACUCUGCCUAUAAUCGUGCGUUCGUGAUAGCUUAUGCGUUAACAUUGGUAAAAUGAUGCUUAACUGAAUCUAUAUAUGCUAUAAACAAACGAUAAGAAUUAGCUUUGGGCCAGGUGCUACUUUAUUCGGCCACAAUGAGACAGUCGUCAACCAAUACCAGCGUUGUCACGGAUGCACAAUACAGGCAGAAUUCAAUGUAGCUGUACCGGCAGCGUUUUGCGGAUAUCUUGGAAACUAAGGUCAGCCGAGGAUUAUAUGUUUAGGAAAACAUUGUUCAAAAUGUUGAUUUCUACAACAUAUUUAAAAAUCAUCGAAAUCGAUGAGGUGGCAGUACUUGUAAAUAAUAACAAUACUCUCUUACGUUUAUUCUUGCUGGUAGAUCGGAUCGUGUUUUAUGGAGAAGUUGAAAAUUUACCUUUGAUAUUCUCCUACGCUUAAACGCGUUCUCCAUACACGUUACGAAUAUCGUCAGCGGCAUGUUUAACUAUAUUGCCUCUUUAAAAUGAAUACGGCAUGCAAUUUCGAAACUGAAUUGCAUUCAUACUUGUUGUUUCUCGCUUUUUUUUUUAAAUAAAACAUAUCCCUCCUAAUUGCUACGGAUACAUUUUGUAGAUUGACGACGACAGUAUCUUGUAAAGCAUAGAAAAAAAGUUUCUAUAAAUAUAUCGCAUAAACAAGAUACGGACAUAUAAAAUUCGAUAAGAAACAGCACGAUUUACGGGAUGACCUAGGGCGAUACUUUUAUUUAGUAGAUUCAAAAUACUUAAUAUCGAUUCUUAUCCCUGCCGGUACAAAGUCAUACGUUUCUCGUGCCUGCAAUCCUAACAAUAAGUAAGAUGACGCUAGCCAUCCUCGCAUCUAGAAUGGCGUCGUAGAACUAAACACUGGUUAACAUAACGUUCGUGUACGUUCUCAUAUGGCACGCGUUCGAUCGAUUUCGUUGAUUAGUUAAGAUCAGAAAGGUUAAUAGUGUUUGUCGAAUCUAGUCUUGAGUGUAGUUCGCUGUGGAAGCUUCGACAAUUGUACAUCUUACAUAUUAUCCUUUCAAAUACGAGUGUUCCUUGCUUUUUCUACAUUCCAUAUUCAUCGUGUGUGUGUGUGUGUAUGCAUUUUUACGCGUGUGACGGUCGCCAUCCUUAUAACGUUUCGAAUGAAACUAUCGACUCUUUGUUCUCUGUCUUGCGAACCAAUUAGUACAAACUAAAUAUGUUUGUAACCAGUGUUAAUUAUACUCUUCUAUUGUUCCGCGCGUUUUAAUUACUCGUGCAGCGCAAUCUAUAUCUAAAACUAUACCGCUUGAUUAGAAAAUGCACAACAACAUUAUUACACCAAGGUCCACUGUUAUUAAGAUUUUCCUGUGUUCCGCGAGCACGUCACCGGGUAACAAUGAAAAAAAAUCUAUCGGGCAGGGUCAUCUAUACUCUGUGUUCAAUGGAAGCAGUAGAGGUAAACAGACGCACGUGAAUAAGACAGAAGCGUAUUCAUAACUUUCAGUUACAAUGAAAAAGAAUAUCGAUGUAUUAUUCCUUAUACAUUUAAGUAUCUGAUACAACAAAAUCUUUUUGUUUACGCAAAAUUUUUGAAAUCGAGUCUUGUCCGGGUUUUUGUGCAAGCACCAUACGAGAGGAGUAACGAUAAUAUAAAUAUAGAAAAGCGAUAGAUCCGUGUUAUCUGGCUGUUAUCUGGUUCGAUGGGAAGCGGGGUUUUAGCAAGUUUUCUACACAACGAGCGGUGCUGCGGUGCUUAACGACAAAAGUGAAUCUAAGGCUUUUGAACCCUGACACUUUCAUCAGUGAAGUGGUCAAUUAAUUGUGAUAUUUAUAUCGUACCCGUUCCACUAUACAACCAAUAACUGUUUAACCCUUGCCUCGUCAGGCUUCAACGAAAUAGUGUGCGUGCGUUUAAUUAAUAGCAAUUGUAACCGUACGAUUUCGAAUGGUUGGGAGCUAUUGUGAUUUUUCAAUCGUAAUAGUUUGUAAUUGAAGGUCAUUGAUCGUGUUUAUAUCCGACUUAUAUUCAAGGUUUACAUCCUAAUUUCUUAUUUGCUAUAGGCCAUUAGUUUUCAGCAUUUUCCUCCUAAGUGAAAUAACGACGAGUUUACGAAUGUUUCUAAAUCGAUAAUUCUAAUUUUUUAAUUUUUAUAACGAUAGAAUUUCAGCAAAUAAUAGCAAAUAAAUACAUUGUUAUCAAAUCUCUAAAUUAUUUACUUUAUUUUUGUAUUUCGGGUACUUUUAAUUCUAUUACCGUCAUAUAAUAUAUUACCUAUCAUUAUCUUAUCAUUAUAUCAUAUAAUUCUAUUGCCAUCAUAUAAUAUAAAACGGAUUAUAUCCGUCAAUUCGAAAACAUUCGAUGGAACUCUCUUCGGCCAAACAUAGUUCUGAUCAACGAACAGUAACUGUUUUUAUUUAAACAAUGAAUUCUUAUUUCGUAACUUUUCUGUCGUCGAUAUUUCGUUUCCAAAUCGUCUUCGUUCGAUAGUUCUUUUACUCGACUUCUCGCUCGUUCUUUUCUCGCUUCAUUAGCGACAAAGGAAAAAAAGCGACAUUUUUUGUGAUUUUGCUAAAAUCGAUAACUCGCAUUAAAAUUGAACACUGUUUACGUACGAAGAACGCUUCGAUUCGCGGAACUAAAGGUCAUUUGUGUAGGUUAGAGUUUUUUCCACGAAUUGCCACGAGUACACUCUUUUUUUAUGCCGAUGCAACACGGAAUAUUGGCCGCCCUCUAUCUUAUCGUGAUUUAUCGAAAGUCAAACGAUUAUUUCACCUUACUCGUCGAUGUUUCCGUUUAUCAGGGUUUGAAGUCUUCGAUAUCGAACGUAAUCAUCUUUAAUCUAUAAAAUUGAUAUGUUCUAUGUGUAGAAUUAGAAAAAGGCAGGAAAGACAAGGGAGGAACUAAAAAUAUAACAAAGAAGUUAUCGUCCAGUUUGAAUGAAUGAAGAAACCGGAACGACAUUGGAGGCAAUCUCGCGACAGAGAUCCUUCAAAACUUGUUUUGCUCAGAGAGGAAUUCCUUUUAAAAUCUAUCGUAUAAUAAUUUUGAAUGCGAUUAAAAUUUAGUUGAAUCCACGUCGAUAUAUUUUAUCGGAAAAGACGUAAGAAGUGAUGUCGCUUUUCUUAACCGAAAGGUGCAGUAGCUUAACACGAAAGGGACCUCCGUGUUAAUGAUUAGAUCGAAUUAUCAUCGAGGGUAUCCAGAGAAUUUUGAAUAUUCUUCAUAAUGUAAUGACGUCAAAACGGUUUUACGAAUUUGGUCAUUCAAAAUUAUUGCUUCUAGCGACUCACGAUCAGUCUUGAUUUCAAACAUGAUUUGUGGCUACAGCGUAUCACGUACAUCAUGGACAACGAUGUUUGUUUUAUAUAUAUUUUUUUUUUUUUAUUGUCUUUCAAAUAGAAACCUCUUAAUGCAUAUAAUCCUGAUAAAAUUUAUUUAGUAGGAAAUACAAACACAUUUAAAGAAUACACCCUUGCUUACUUACAGGAUAGUUGUUGAAGAAAAUUGUCGUAACUUUACGUAAAGUAUUAUCGAAACAGUUACGUUACGCUAACUUAGCUUUGUGGUUUUGUACUUUUUCCAAGACACGUAAUCUAUAUUCCAAUGUGCUGAUAAGAUUAAAACGACACGAUCAAUAAAAAUGAAACUGCUGCUGUCUCCAUGUACAGGCAGUGCGAGACUGACUCGUGAGGCUGCCUCGGGACGAACCAACGAUUGCUGGGUUCUUGGCGAGAUCAAAGGUACCUCGCAGCUCCUUCGUUUGGAUACGUAUAUCGACGAAAUGGAUCAAGACAACUUUGUCGGAAGCGUAACCGUUGCUCACCUUGCCUCGCGUAAUUAUGUCGCGUACUCUAUGUUACGACAAGAGGCAGGCUCACGGGUAAACCUCGCACUGACUGUACAUAACGUUAGACACAAAAUCGCUUGAAAUAGAGCGUCUUCUGCUCAACGUCGCUUUAUUUUAACGUGCAAUUCGAAUCAGGCGUUUCAAGACUUUCGAGGAUUCCUUUCAUCCUAGAAGUUCGUCCAAUUCUUCUUAAUUGCCAAAUAACACCAUCCAUCAUUUUCAGCCAUUUAAGUCACUGACGUAACCCUGUACUUCUAUUGAAAGUUUAUUAUGAACUAUGACUUUAAGAUAAAGUUUUAAACUUAGCAAAGAGAUACGUACUCUGAGAUGGACCAUUGCUAAUCUCUACGUACGGUAAAAUGUUUCUAAUCGUUAAUUUUAUUUUCAAGUAACGAGUUACCUAGUAAUUGUUCCCAGUAAUGUACGGUGUACUCUUAAAUAUGCCCUACCUACCCAAUGAGAUUUGCCCCGAGGCAUGCCUCCAAGUAUCGUUCGAGGCGAGCUCAUGAGACCUACAUAUAAGAGUAGUAUGGACAUCAUCCGAGCAACGAAAUAUCAUUUUUAUGCGAGAAACAGCUGCAAUCGUUUAAGUAUAGCAGUAGAUAUGUGUAUCGAAGAGCAAGCAAUACCACGUUAGAGAAGAAAAGGAUAAUUGCCAAUAUAAUAGAAUCGCUUUUUGGUCUCAGUUCAAUCAGGACAAUCUCGCCAAUACUUUAAUGAAAUUUUUAUUAACGAAAAUAUAUAAAAUAAAAUAAUUUCGUCGUUACGUUAGCGUUUUAUCUCGCUGAUACGAGGGCGAAACGCGUGGCUCUGCUGUGCGACACUCUCGAAUACUUGAGAUCAGGUCACGAGGACAAGGAUGAUACAGUGACGGUAAAGACUGAUGAUACAAACAAAGCAGUCUCACCCUCACCGUAUCCCAUGGAAAACGAAAGAAAGACCAAAAGUGACCAUGAGGUCAGAUAAUAUCUCACUGGCAAAUAAACGAAAGGCAUCUGCUCUACUAGAACGCAACCUACUGCUAUAUGAUUAAAGACAGUAAUUUUCCGUCCGUUUUUAUGGCUUUAUAUCUACGUCACGGAGUACAAGAAAUUUAAUCAUGUCCAAUUUAUUUAUGUUCAAUUAGAAUUACCAAAAUACCUUGGUCUACCGGACUUCAUCUCAUUACGAUCUCCUGGCAAACUAUAAACAAAUUGACUUUUUAUCGUUAGCUACCUACGUCAUCGAGUUCAAGGUCGUAAUAGGGCUUAAAUUAAAGUUUAUGAUUCCUACUUUACGAAUGAAAAGAUCUGGCUGACUUCCGCUUGACUUCUGCCUGCCAUAAAUAUGGAGUAGAUCACUUCUUCAAUGCAUAUGAGACCUUGGCUAUUUUUAUAUCUUGACUAAAAAUUAUUAUUAAUGCGUUCUACGCUGUUACAAAUGUAUAUACGUAUAUAUUAGUUUAGCAGAUAUUUUACUCUUUAUUUGGUAGAACCAGUCGUAUGAAAGACAAGGAAAGAUGCGAAGCAAUUAUUACUUUCGUAUUUGUUUUCCUCGUCUUUCAUACGAUAGGUCUUACAAGAUAAAAGCUAAAUUAUCAGUCAAGCUAGUCUUUUUUCGUCAUAUAUACGUUAAUAAUUUGCUAUAAAGAAUAUCAAGACAGUGCAUCAAAAAUUAUAUGAUUCCAUUUAAGGGAACGUAUGUCACCUUCAUAUGAUCUUUAUGCACCCAUCUGUUAUAUAUAAUUAUAUAUUAUAUAUUAUAUUAUAUAUAUAAUAUUAUUAUAUUAUAUAUAUAUAUUAUAUAUUAUAUAUUAUAUGUAAAUUAAUUACACCAGAUGGUGUCCUCUUGAAAUCAUCCAUUUUUUAUUUUAACCAUUUAUUAUAUAACUGUCAGUUUACCAGUGAUUCGUAUUUAUAGAUUAAAACCGGUAUAUAUAUGAUUACAGUAAUGAAAAAUGCUCCCUUCUUCAUUUCGUAUUGUCGACAGCAAUUAGUUUCACUUCGAAGUCAGAACGGAUACUAGUUGUAUGUAGGCUUCAUGAGUCCCAGAGCAGGUCUCAUGAGACCCUGCUCGCUUCGCAUAUUAGACCGAGGAAAAUCCCAUUGGGUAGGACUCGCAAUCAUUGCAAUCGCGUUUUUUUCAAUACGAUUGCUGAUUACUGUAUAAAAUUUCCAGUAGUUCUAGUAGACAAAUAAAUCCUCGAGAUUCUAUAUGCUUAACAGUGCGUUCUCUGAAUUCCACCGUCUUAUCCGUCACACCAAUCGGCAUUUAUCCUGGAUUCAAGAUUUCACGUAAUCAGAUAUUACACAAUCUUUCUUUCUAAAAUAGAUUACAAUCUAUAUGUGUGUUUCAAUUGUCCUGUUCUUCGAAGAAGAAGAAAAUACGAUUUCACGUACCUCGUUCUUCAUCUUAACUUCCUUUCAAUUUGUCAGAUCUCGAUUGGGGUUAGGUUGGGGUUAGGUUAUAGAAAUAGCUUCGUGGUUUCAGGUUAUGCAAUUCGAUGUUUCGACGACAAAGUUUUGGUACACGAAUAUGUAGGAUUUUCCUGAAAUUCCCGAGAAAUUGUAUCAUUCUCAGGAAAAAAGGUUUGCUGGGCUGCGCGAGAUUUGCGUUUUCGUUGAAACGACACGGCCACAUGGAGAGCAGGUCUUUUUGAUGUCCUUUCUAGCAAGAUGAAAGGAAAGUCGAACGAAAACACUCUUUUUUCACGAACCAACGGUCGCUUGGACUCGAGUGCCAUUAUGAAAGUGCAUUUAACGAAAAAGAAGCAACAAUGGCGACUAUUACGAGGAUCCAUCUGUAGCGUAAUCUUUUUUUGCCGCGCCAUAAUUUGUCGCAUCUUCUUUAUGGGAAUUAUAAUUUCAAUUUAAAGGUGACGAUUUCCUUUCUUCCUGUUUUUUGGUUCCGAUUUUCUUUCUUCUCAUCGAAGAAGUAGCACGUUUUUCACCGAUAAAAUGAUCGAUCGUUGUUUGCAAAAACCAAGAUAAAUCAAUCAGCUUUCUGUUCUAACUCAUCGCCUUCCUGUUUUGUCGUUUAGUGUCACCGUUCAGAUAACGUAUAACCAUCGGUAUAUAUGUUUUCUGAUAUAACUCAAUGUUUAUCGUAUUUAUCAUAUUUUUCAUAAAAACGGAGUGAAAAAUUCAAAACGAAGCGUAUAUAAAAGUGGAUAUAAAAAUGGCAAUAACGUUUAUUUACAGAUAUUGGUCGAUAUCAAGCGAACGAUGGGAUGUUCUUUAAAAUUUGUAAAAAUUUGAUGCAGCAUUGUAAAAACUUAUUUCGUAAGGAUUGAUAUCUAAAAAUCGGGAAAUAUAGGAUCAUAUUUGCUAUCUAUUUUUGUUAGUCUAAUAUAUAAUAGUUACUAGUUAGUUAGUUUGAUUAUUAUUACUUUAUAAAGUUCGAUUCUCCAUAUUCCUGUUUCCUCCUUCCAGAUUCCUCGCUAUUAAAUAACUAAAUCAAAAAAAAUUCUUUAUUCCUUUCUGACUUCACUAUGAACGUGUCGUUUUGAUAUGCAUACAAAAAUUUCUAGAAACUUGCCCGGAGGUUGUUGAAAAUGCUUCGUAAAUAUCGAAGAGUUUUCAUCAAAGACACAUCACAAAGAAGUAUAUGUCGUACUUACAGUGUUAAUUCGAGGAUUAAUAAAACAAACAUCUAAUUCCUGUGAGGGAAAAUACGCGUUCUAUAAAUUUUAGAGGUUAUAGUUAAGCGAUAUCGGGAAUUCGAUUCAUGGGCGUGUACAACGUUGCAAGCUUUUCCACGUUAUUCUACUCGUAUCUAUUUAUUUGUAUACGAUUUUACGAAUGUUGUGUCAAAUUUUCGAUCGUUAUCUCUCUUGUAGAGAUACAGAUUUUUAUACUUUUUGGAAUGAAUUAGAGAAUAGAGCUCUUAAACGAGCAUGUCCAACCCAGUGAUAAAUUGACACGGUACAUAAUAAUUGUGUGAUAAACACGAUAUGACUCACGCGCGAAACAUUUCAUUUCUCUCUUUUUCUUUCGUUCAUCGAGAGAUAAAGUGACUUGUUGAAUUUUCUAUAUCGUUAAAACGCUAACGGAGAGAUAAUUCUCGGAUUCGUCAUCAAUUAUAUUUUUCUUUAAAACUUUAUCCGCCUAGUCAAGAGUAUACGCGGAAAUUUUUUAAUUUAAGAGAUUAAAUAACCAAUUGUCCCUUUUCAUAUAAAUAUCAUUUCUUAACCAGUUAACUGCGUUUGACGAGUAUAGACGUCGUUGCUUGUAUUUAUUUACGCACUCUACGACCUAACCUAGUGAGAGAUUUCUAGAACCAGAUUCUGCAGUUAACUGGCUAAUGUCUUAAGGAACGAUACUUGUGCUUAUUUUUACUUUUGCUUUACUUUUUCUUAAUGAAUCUAUUUUUGAUUUUUAAUUUAACAUCUGACAUCUAUCUAUCUAAUAUCUACAUAUGUAUAGGAAUUCUGAAAGCUUUGCAAUUUCCUUCGUUGAUAAUUUUUAGUUUCUAAACUUUCAAUGUUUUUAAUUUAUUCGUGCAAAAAUACGUAUGCACAAACUGUAGUAAUAUUUGUAAGACAUAUCAUAUUAUCGUAUUGUCGUGGCGCUGUUUUAAAAGCAAUAAGGAAUUUCAUUCAGCCAGAUUUAGUAGUUAAACCUUUGAAGAAAUAAAGUAAUCCGGUUUGUUAUUUUUGUACAACGAUUCAUAUCUGAGACAUGUGUCGAUUCAUUACGAUUUACCGGAUAUAUAUCAACAUACAAAUCAUAUCAAGAGUCUUGUUUAGUGUCACUAUAUAAUUGAAUAUCUUGUCCUCGAUUGCAAUUCAUUGUUUGGACUAAUAAGUAGUCGUACAGGUGUUAUUAAGCAUCCGACGAACAGCUGAAUUGUCGCCUCUUAAUUAUCGAGAAUCAGAAAUGCAAUUAUUUUGCAUUUUGUCUUGUUCUUGAUCAUUGUCGAAGAUUAAUUUUCAUCUAAAAUUUAGUUGUUCAGCGAUCAUAAUCGUUAACGUCGUGUUGUAUACAACCGAACAUUCGUAAAAAGAAUUAUUUUCAGAUAAAAAGAGCAUAAAAUGUUUUUAUUCGAAAUAGUAUCUCAACGUUCAUCAUUAUUGGCACAAUGAAGGGUAUGAAAAUCAAAGUAAUCAUCGGGCAAAAGGUUAAUUGUCGAGAAAAGUGUGUUGAGGUAUUGACUAUCAUAUUGCUAGUCAUCGAUGACUCAUUUUCCUUUUUUACUAAAUCUUUUAGAAUGAUUAAAAUAAAAAAACAAAAAUUUUCAAAUAUAGUAUAAUGUUUUGCAAGAACGAAACGUUAUAAUAUAAUAUAUUUCAAUUUAUUUCGGCUUCCAGGACAAAAUACGUAUAUAAAAUUCGCGUGGCAGUCAACGCGUUAACGAAGAUGUAGUCUCGAGGAAAGUUCGGCUAACGCGAACGACGUAAAAAUUGCCCUAAGCGUUUUGAAUGCGAAACAUGUUGACACAAGUCGACAUUUGAAACUUCCAUUGAAGGUUUCGCGGAUCAUUAAGUCUCUCGAAGGUUCUCGGAGGAAUCGUCGCGCAUAGAAGCUGACGAUGCUCGUUCUGUCCAUGGAUAGAAUCGAAACACGCGUCCGACAGAGGGAAACAAGCGUUCGAUUUACAUUGUGCCGGAUGAAUCAUCGAGGGAACACGCCAAACGACGAGAACAAUACAAAUGAAUGAAGUUGGCUCGUUCAGAUAGCACGGGAAUAUCUCGAAAACGCCCCGUCGCAUCUGGCCGUGCCGUUCUGAUGACUAAUUUUUGCUUGUUAUAAUCUGUGAUUCGACAGAAUUUAUUUGUAGGAUGCCGCGUUAAUAUCUUAUAUUCGAAGGGAAAAUCGAAAAAUUGAAAGAAAAACAUCGCUAAAUAUCUUCAAAAAAUCAUCACAAGCCCACAUUAAUUACACGCACGUUGAAAUGUGAAAUCCGAGCACAAUAUAAAACAAAGGAAAUAACGAUUCGUUGAGGUAAUUAAAUUGAGUUAUUUUCACGCUCUAAAUGCGUCAUUUCGAAGUCAGUUAUAAACCAAACUGGAAUUUCCCCAUUAUUUUGUGUAUCCGAGUGAUGCCAACUGCUCUUGCAAAACCCCAUUUCUAUGGUAUUCGCGAAUCAACAACGCCGACAACGUUCCAAGCUCUUGAACGUUUUCGCAGCACCGUUUCACACGAUCGAUUUCAAGGUCUGUGGUUUAUUCUUCGAAAAGUGGAAGCUGCGCUGGUCUCAAGGUUCUCCAAAUGCACGGCACUUGAAAACAUCCAAUACUGGUCCAAGUUAGUGAACUCGCUAUCAUUGAUCUCCAUUCACCGAAGAAAGACCAUUCCACGCUGUGUCGACUCCACGUUAUUCCAUGCUAUUCCGCAGUAAUGCCAACCUAAUCUUUGAUAAUUUCACUAUUAUGAUUUCGUCGUGAUUAAUUUCAUAUUAAUUUCAAAUACGAUUUCAGGUGACUCAUUAAAUAUCGUCUAAGAGUCAUUAAUGUCCAUAACAUGUACUUAUCGUAACCUACCAUCAUAAUAUGUAGUACUUAGUUUCAUUCCCUUACUCACACUUCAUUUUGUGAUUGACAGCUUAUGCAAUCGAUUUAUAUAAUAAGUUAAUUAAUUAUCGUGACUAGAUAUCUUACAACUAUAUUAUCGCCAAUAUGCGAUCUGCAACUUGAAAGUCACAGGUUGAUUAAAAGUACAAUUUAGUAAUUUUUCUUUAGAAAUUAAUCUUAAAAGAUCGGGGAGAAGUGGGACAGUGAUAAUAACACGAAUAAAUGAAAUUAUACGUGUAUAAUUACAAUUAAUACAAUUAAUAUCAUAAAUAAAAUAUAUGUAUCUCGCUUUUUCGUAUUUCUUAUUUCAUUGUACAGUGGGGGAAUUACGAUGGAGGAAUGUAACUUAUUCUCGACUGCGUGUCACAAUGAAUAGUGAAAUACUAAUUUCUAUUGUCAUUGGAAAAUUGGGACAAUCAUGAACAAUGCUUUACCAGUUUUUCUCUUUCUUUUUUUUUAACAAUUCCAUUGGCACGAAUUUUUUUUAUUACUCCGGAAUCGAAUUCCACGAAGUGCAACGAAAUCAAAGGAACAAAUUGAUAUUCAACGAUAGGAUUAAAUUCGUUUCGGCGAAAGCUAUCGAAAGUAUCGUGUUUAUUAUUGUGAUAUCUGCGAUUUUAUGGCAAAUUUUUAAGGUAGACGAACGAAAAUUGAUGAGCAUGCGGAGAAGAUACGACCUGAAUGAUGUCGAAAAAGGAAACACGCUCUGACUCAGAUCUAACCUAACUACUUAAUUCAAGCAUAAUUCAUACGCAUAAUUUAGACUUAAAGCGCUCUAUUUAUUUAGUUUGCGAAUUACUCAGCUUUUUGUAUAUAGAUAUCUGCCUCACGCGUUACAUUAUUUUACCCAACCUAACACACGAUAUUCAAAUCUAUUCCAUUCUAAUCCAUAAUCCAAAUAUUGGACCAAUAUACAUAUAUAUUUGCACACUUCUUCCAACUAGUUUCAACUAUUAUAAUUCAGAUAAGCAAUCUGAUAAUGAGUAUCGUGUAAAUACGCGUGCGUAUAGCUACACAUGGCGUUAAAUAUAUGGCGUUAACUAGGUAGGGAAAAUUUUUAACGUUUUUGUAUUAUAUAUUUGCUCUUCUUUACGUUCCGUUUCUAUUUUCACGUAAUUAAUCACGCGAUUACAUUAAAUGAUUAGUAACGACCACACAAAUACAGAGGAUCCAGAACUUUCGAAAUUCGUUCGGGAUCGAUAUUUCUGUCCAACGAAUAACAGUUAUACUUAUCAGUCAAUGUGAAAGUGAUACGAAACCUUUACAACUUUUUUAACUCCAAGAUGGGAGUCAAAUUAUUUUUAUCUUUUUAAUUGUGACUUGGCUGAGAUUUUCAUUUCGCGCACAUAUCAUUCACAGCUGCUAUCCAAUCGUUUUCUAUAAGAAUUUAAUAUGUACAUAUAUAAUGCAUAUAAAAAUUGAGUAUUCGUAUUUAUUUAUGCCAAAUUGGCUGUACGAUAUUCUUCGAACAGGAAAUUCGGAAUAUCGAAAACUACACAAAUUUAUCGAUUCGACGAAACAAAUUUUCGAAGCUUACAACUAUCAUGUGUAUGCAGCUUCGAAUGAUCGUACCUUCGCGAAAAUUCCACAUCUCGGAAACGUUCCUCGGAUGGCAGGUGGGUUAUAAAGCGUCCUAUUGGAUUUUCUUCAUUAACGUCAUUUUGUAAAGAGAACGAGGAGAAAACUGAAAAAUGAAAAAUCGACCAGUAGUUCGUAAGCGUGUAUGACGGAAGAAAGGUAUACUACUUAAGAGUAAGAGAGAUCCAAAAUGUGACCAAGCGGAAGCAGCUGUGAUCUGCUUAAAUAGGAUUUCCGCGCCUUAUGUAAUAUAUGUCAUCGCGAAACGUCGCUGUGUCGACGGAUAUACGUUUUAUCGAUCAAUUUGUUUUUACCUGGUGGUGCAAGGCAACUUGUAUUCAUAUGCUGCUAAUGCCAACGGAUUCGAGUGAUUUUUACUUUUUAAAGUCUUUAUACAUAUAUGCCCAUAUAAUCGAUUUUAUUUCAUUUAUACACGUUGGAUAUAUCCUACACGUAUGUAAUGUAAUUAUUAAUGUGUAAUAUCAAUACAGAUAUUAUUAAUAAUAAUAAGAGAAAAAUUAUUAAUAAUGUGUGUGAUUAAUGAUAUUAUAAGAAUAUUAUAAGAACAUAUAGAUAUGUAUGUGUGUGUAUAAAGACAUCAAAGACUUACCGUUGCUUUUACUUAAAGCGCUUUCUUUUUUGCGCCACCUGGUACAUUAUUUAAGUACGAACUCGUUAGUCUAACUAGUCAUUCGUUCACGAUGUCGUGUCAUCGCGCAUUGUAAAAGUCAUCUUUUUCCUGUGAACCGUUUUCGAUCUUACCCGGAAUUGAAUGACGCUGUGUCCGGCCAAGAUUUGAAAGUUUCAAAGGAAACGAUUCACCUGCGAGUGCGACGCCUAUGCGCUUUAUCUGCGAACAAUUUAUAUCUCGUUUUGUAAUUGAGUACGUCCGUUCCGGUCGGUAAAUUCGAAUGCAUCAAACGCAUCUCGCUGCAAGUGACUUUUAUCUUUGACUUGAUUGUCCGACGGUCAAUCAUACCAAAUUCGACACACACGGAAUUCCCGCCAGCCUUGGAAAACCUUGAAAAGUCCGCAAAAUAAAAAAUCGAUUACGGAUAUACUCUCGACUAUGAAACCAACCACCGACCUAGCCGACGCGCUUUAUUUCCAAAUAAAACAUUCCCAUGGUUGAACGUAUUAAAAGCACAGAUUCGAACGUUCAAUUAUUCGGGGCUAGUAAUUUCAAAGGCCAUUCGAAUAAAUUGGGAACGCGUUCUAUAAAAUUGCACGCAUAAUAGGCGUGUUGAAAUAUCAAACAUCGCAAAUCAAAUCUAAAUCAGGCACGAAUUCUCGUUUCUUUAAUCCGAUAUUUACCGUAAACAAAUGGAAAGAAAGGGAAGCAACGAAAGAGAUUUGCAGCGAUUAGAUCGAUCUCUCAUUUUGAAUAGUAACUUUCAUUCGAUUGUUAAUGGAUGAUCGAUUGAAUUUUCAGUUCGCGUGAAAUGAGAAUUCGGUGACGUAGCAAUAGCGAUGCAAUUCCUAAUUAUUUGUCCGAUUUGGCAAAUGUCUCCCUUUCAGAGUUCUUCGCGCACGCGCUCUCGUUUGGAUUAUCCAGCAACCGUUCGAUUUGAUCCUAUUAUCAUCAUUGACGAUAAGCCGCGUUAAGAGGAUUUCAGACCGCGUUAUUACGCGUGUGGGCGUCCAUUUUCAUUGAACAUUCACGUCGAAAAACUUCUUUAAGCGUAAUAAAAGAUAUCGUUGUACAGUGCGCUUCAUCCAAGUUCGUACGUACAUUCUUAUUUGGAUCUCACAGAUUGAAAACGUUAGGAGAACGUAAGUACGAUCGUUUUUACCGGAUUACAUUUAUUUGUAUUCGCAUGUGUGUGCGUGUGCGCGUCGCGCCGUCUACCAUAGAACUCCAUAAGUAUCCAAUUUGCGCAAGUUUACCGCCUUCGCUUGGAGAGGGGAAAAGGAGGCCUCAUGAAUAUAGGUUCGGUUCGACAUUCGUUGAGAGGCAGCAAUCGAUGAUUCAUCGACACUUUGAGCUGUGAUCCGCGGGAAAUACUGCGCUGUUAUUGGCUUAUACUACAUAUAUAGGAUCGUUUUGAUUAAAGAUCGUAAAUAUAAUAUGUAAGUAGUAACUUUAGAAUACGAUUGAAAAAUCAAUCGUGUAAUCAUUUGUCAAUAAAUUAGCAAGUAAAUACGAUCGUUGAACACGCUGCCUGUCACAGUAUACAGAAAGAUAUGAUAAAAUUAUUAUGCAUUGAUAAUCUGUGGUAUUUUUACGCAACAAGUGUUCAUUGUUGAGGAUUAAAAUCUACUUUCAGUUCCUUUUCACACUGUGAUAUCUUAAAACUUUUAAUACAUUGUCGACUGACCAGAGAGAACUCUUCUUUCUGAAAUACAUACGUAUGUUACUAUCACUGGCAUUUUCAUUUCCCCGAUUUUGCCUCACGUUGCUUCCUUCUGGUAUAGACGUAUGGUUUUAAAAUCAAUCCAAAGCAAAAUACCAUGUUUAUUAAUUAUUUUAUAAAAAUUCUGAAACGAACGAGUAUACACAUAAAAUGGCUUGCUCGGUGAUCCUUUGACUACGAUUAUAAAAUUUCAAUCCGCAAUCACAGUCGGCAAUGUUUUAACAAACAAAAAUAUAACAUAAUCAGUUUCCUUUUCUUUUUUCGUUUUAUUCCUUAACUUUCUCCAUAAUAAUCGUUCUUAUCUAACUGCUGCAUGACUGUGAGCUAAAAUAAAUCGACUAAGCGUAAAAAUUCGGCAAAUCCGCUCGAACUUUUCUUUCCAUCCAAUUCCGACGAGGCGGUAAAGCGGUACGCCACGCGUUACUAACGCUGCAUGCAUAAAUGCGAUUGCGAAAGACUGUGACGUUGUAGGAGGGUUGUUUCGAUUCGGCAGACUACAACAGUAACGUUCCGCUGUUACGUUAAUUAACACUUUCGCUGCGAUAUACGAGUCACUGGUGGUUCGUACAUUAGUGUUACCGUAAUUGUUCACUUUCAAUGAUAAUUCGCUCUACCUGAAUACACGGCGUAAUUUAUUGCUUAAGAUAGUUUCAAAUGUGGUAGGAAUAACGCGACGCUACAAAAAUUUCUUACUGUACAAAUCGAAAGACAGAUGCGUCUCCUGAAUAAUUAAACGAACUGGAUCAUGUGUAAAUGUAUUCGUAACGAACGUGUUAAAACAAAGUAGCGAACAAAAGCUAACAUGACAGCCGCUAAACAUUAGUACGUAAGAACGCGUAUUCUAUAACCACGGUGAACAAAGUGGAACUGUAAAAAGGCAAAGCUGAUAGCUCAAACGAGGAGGUGGUAAAAAGAUUGUAAGAAAUUUUGUCGCUGAUAAGAACAAAACACUCGUUACUUGUCUUAAUAAAUUUUAACGCUUCUCUAAAUCAAUAAAUAUGCAAUUUUUGUUCACCGGUACACGUAUACGCAUAAAUACACACGAAGAUCUCAUCCUGUCAAACAGAAACCGUGUACGAAAUUGUUUUUGCUUUUCCUUUUCUUUUUCCGUUUCCUUUCUUUUUCUUUUUUUUUUUUUUUUAAUCUACAAAUGUUCCUUUCCAAAUUUAAAGGUCAAAGUUUCAGGAUCGAGUUGGCCCUCUCCUCAUUUCCAAACGAACUUCUUUGCGUAGCUUUGUAAAUAACGAUUCCUAGAUAAGAGAAACGUUGCAUUAUCACUCUAGGUGCGUAUAAUUCCGCAAAAUUAAUUCCUUAAUUUCUUUACUGCCAAAUAAUAAGUGGUUGAAACGCUACAAUCGAACGUUGUACAACUCUGUCGACGAAAUCGAUAGCCUGAGGUAAUAUUUGAUAGCAAUAUAUGUAUCUACCGUUCGUUGGUGGAGCCUGAAACGUAAAUAUAUCAAUGGGGUUGUGUGCGUGUGAAUAUGAGUGUAGUGUUCGGGGUGCACAUGCGUGUAUGUACACGUAUGUACGUGCGAUAUUUGUAUGUAAAAAGAAUUAGGCGGACGUUCGUGUAUUCUACAACGGUCUACACUCAUGUGAUCUGGAUAUCAGCGAGUUAAUAUCAUCUUCGUCGAUAAUCGUUGGAACAUUUCAAGUUUCGUAUUCGUAAUUAAGAUUUAUUAAACUUUGCUUUGUUCUUAACAUCGACGUUGUUUUUGGAGAAAUUUUAUUUAGCGCCACAUAUUUACGUAUGUAUUCGUAUCUUCAGAUUUUGUCAGUCGUUUCAAUCAUCGCCGAAAUUACGUACAAGAAAUUCACGCGUGCCUAUUUUCCCAACACGAAUGUUCGCCGAGAUCGAAUCUGCACCAUUUUCUGCGCACUUCUGUACAAUAUUUUUCCGCGAUUUUUGCCGCACGAAUCGUACUGUGACAGAGAGAUGCGGACAAAGAAGAGAUUAAUAAUGAACCGAAUGAUGCGUUUCGACGAACUAUCGCUAUCUUUUUCUAAAACUUUGACAAGCUGCAACAAUCGCGCGCGAUUUUUUUAGGCGUCAAUUGUGGAGGGAUGAGUUUGAAAAAACAUAUAAAGAGGAAGAUGGAACGAUAGCAAGAAAAAAACGAACAAUUGUUACUUGCUGUAACUUUUUGUGUAACGCGAAACAUUGCCAAUUAUAGUUUAUAAUAAUUUAAUCCAAUGUGUACUAGGCGGGUUCGAAGUUGUUUAUCAUUUUACUGUGUUUCUCGGUCAUUGUAAAAUGACUCUACGAGUCCGCCCGUGUUCAAGAGAUGAUAUAUAUGUAUAUACAUAUGUAUUUACCUAUGUAUAUAUGUAUAAUAUACAUAUAUAUAUAUCGUUAAAUAAUAAUAAUACGUUCAACAGAAUACGUUCAACUGUACAUGUUUAUUAAAGUACCUGAAUGGAAACCAG
Molecule: messenger RNA, 21745 nt
Organism: Bombus terrestris (buff-tailed bumblebee)
Lineage: Eukaryota; Metazoa; Arthropoda; Insecta; Hymenoptera; Apidae
Gene: GlcT
Product: ceramide glucosyltransferase
Exons: 2
Coding region: 1309-2505 (398 amino acids)
Biological process (GO): glucosylceramide biosynthetic process
Cellular component (GO): membrane
Molecular function (GO): ceramide glucosyltransferase activity
Source: RefSeq, a predicted model, not a curated record